This is a messenger RNA of Talaromyces stipitatus ATCC 10500, 1762 nucleotides long. RefSeq names its product integral membrane protein 25D9-6. Gene Ontology annotation, cellular component: cytoplasm; membrane. NCBI's taxonomy places the organism in Eukaryota, Fungi, Ascomycota, Eurotiomycetes, Eurotiales, Trichocomaceae. The transcript has 3 exons. Bases 226 to 966 code for a protein of 246 amino acids. The record is from RefSeq and is a predicted model, not a curated record.
CCUCCCUUUUACCUCUCCUCUUCGGCUCCCCACAGUCCCCCGUUACUUUCAGGUUCCCUCUCUUGUCGCGUGCCAAUCUGAUCCUCUGGAAUGUGAUUUGCGCAUUCUAGCAAUUGCAUUUGACUGUCCUAUUGUUCUCGAUACUCACCUGCUUCGCGAUAUCGGACGCGAUCGAUCAUACUCCCCUCCAUUCUGUGAUUGAAGCGGUAAUCGAAAACGCACAACAUGUCUGUCAAAUUCCAACAAGAGACCAUUCGCACCACUGGUGUCAAAGCAGAGGAUUUGACACCAAAGGACCUGGUGCACAAGGUCGGCGAGCGCCUUACUGGUGGUGACACUCACACUGGCUAUCUUGCUGCCUACCUGAAACAACUCCAAACAAACCCUCUCCGCACAAAGAUGCUCACGUCCGGUGUCCUGUCAGCUCUGCAAGAAUUCAUCGCCUCGUGGCUCGCUCAUGAUGUCAGCAAGCAUGGUCACUACUUCAGCUCCCGCGUGCCGAAGAUGGCUCUCUACGGAAUGUUCAUCAGUGCACCCCUUGGCCACGUUCUCAUCGGAAUUCUGCAAAAGAUUUUUGCGGGCCGGUCGAGUCUAAAGGCCAAGGUCUUGCAGAUCUUGGUUAGCAAUUUGAUUAUUGCGCCCAUCCAAAAUUCCGUAUACCUGGUCUCCAUGGCUAUUAUCGCCGGUGCUCGCACUUUCCACCAAGUCCGUGCCACCGUUCGCGCAGGUUUCAUGCCUGUCAUGAAAGUCAGCUGGGUUACGUCCCCCGUCGCCCUGGCUUUUGCCCAAUACUUCCUCCCCGAACACACCUGGGUUCCAUUCUUCAACAUCGUCGCAUUCGUUAUUGGUACUUAUGUCAACACCCAUACCAAGAAGAAGCGCCUCGAAGCCUUGCGACGACAGUACGACCAGCGACGUGGUGGACCUCCCCCUCCUGGAAGUGAAUACGGUCGCCGCGACUAUUAGGGUGUUGACUUUGUUUCAUUUUCGACCGUAAAUGAUACCAAGGAUGGGGAGAAGAAGGGUGGAAACAAUUGUGGCAUCUUUUGAGGUUACAACUGUUACGUGCUUUUGGAGCGGCGUCAAUUUUCGAUACGUAUAUACAACAUACAAAUACGUUGGCCAGUUUCGUGAUUGAUUUUCGACCAUCAAACUGCGUAUAGGGAAGGUUGAUUAGUAUCUAAAUAUGCCUUUUUUUCCUGUUUGUACGUUUUCUUGUCAUGUAUGUAAUGUUUCCUUUGUAUGGUUUAUGAUAUUCUUUAUGCUCGACUUCGACUUCCUGCCUAAGAUCGAUAAUUCGACGUGUUAUGAUUGUAGAGGAUAUCCAUAUUCAUAAGUUGCAACUUAACUGACGAUCACUCAAUAUUCAUCGCCUCCGCAGGCUUCCCACCACGUUUAUCAUGCUGCACAUAUUCCACAAACUCAUCCAAGGUCCCCGGCCACGCGCCAUCAGCACUCCACCAUCCAAAAUUCUCAUCCUCAAGAGUCUUGCGCAUAAACACCUCCGUCUGUUCCCACAAAUCCUUAUUAACAGGCCGCUGCCCUUUCGUUUUGAGGAACUCAAGGUACCAAUCCAGCCAGGGAGUUGAAGGUGUUGACCAGUCUACGCCGCCGUUUUCGCUUGUGAAGAAGAGUUGCCAUUGUUCCGAGGCGAUUUCGAAUGUGAGAUUGCGCUGGCCUUGCAUGCGACAGAGCGGGAAAGCGUACCGGUAUACUUUGCGGAAUGUGUCUGGUUGAGAGGAUAUUUGGUUUCGGAGAGUGG